AUCAAAACCUGCAGUCAAAUUGAACGGUUCAGAUCAAACUGUCAUGACCAGAAAGAACAGAUCUGUCAUUACAUGAAUCGUGGACCCAUCGCCACUCACAUGCAGGAUUUAUAGGGAGCCUCCUUCCGCCUCGGGUCAAUUCCCUCAUCCCUCCCAAAACUUCUCUUUUUCUGUGCAAUUGGAAAAUGCCUACCGCCAGAAAAAGGCUGAUUCUCAACUCCGUCGCCGUCAGUUUAGGCUGCGGCAGCUGCCGGAGACCCAAGCUCAUGAUUUCCAGUUUCUUUAACCCCAAGCCCAAACCCAAGUCCAAAGCCGGAUCCUACCGGAAACACACUCCUUACCACCAGCACUACUCCUCCUCCAGCUCCUCCAAAUACGACACCGCCACCUCUUUCUCUCCCAACGACGACACGGAGGCGGAAAUGGACACCGACCCCGAGUACUGUUCGACGAAGACUGUAGGUGGAUUCGGACGGGUAGGCGAGGAGAGUGUGGCGGUGGAGAAAGAUUCGGACGACCCAUAUCUGGAUUUCAGGCACUCCAUGCUGCAGAUGAUUCUGGAGAAGGAGAUAUACUCUAAAGACGACCUGAGGGAGCUUCUCAACUGUUUUUUGCAGCUGAACUCGCCGUACUACCACGGAGUCAUCGUUAGAGCGUUCACCGAGAUCUGGAACGGAGUGUUCUCGGCGAAGCCGUCCAGCAGUUCUCCGAAACUGCAUUUGGGCGGGUACAGGUCACGUGACUACUGAGUGCUGUAGGGAGAAGUGUUGGGAAUAAAAUCUAGAUAGUUAUAUAAAUAUGGCCAUAUGGGUAAGGCUAAGGCACUAGGCUAUUUCCACAUCAGGAUUUACUGAAUUUGUAAACCCCAUUUUCAUGAAAUGGUAGAUAUGUGAAUGGGACUGGUAACAGGAAUUCUGCUCUGGAAAUAGCACUAUAAAAUGUUAGUAGUUAUGUAAGAAUAUUGUGUUUUUAUUUUCUUUUUCACUUUAGAAAUGUAAUGGUUUAAUUAGAAGGAAUCUGUUUUACCGAUUCAAAGUGGAUCAAAUGGUAAAAUAGAGACUCUGUUUCAUUUCAAGUAUCAUAUAAAAACUAUAUGGUUUUAAUUAGAGGGAAGUAAAUGAUUUUUAUUGAU
Rubroshorea leprosula is the source of this 1132-nucleotide messenger RNA. The record is from the annotation of a GenBank genome assembly. Lineage: Eukaryota; Viridiplantae; Streptophyta; Magnoliopsida; Malvales; Dipterocarpaceae.